This is a messenger RNA of Cheilinus undulatus (humphead wrasse), 936 nucleotides long. Its product is annotated as anionic trypsin-2-like. The record is from RefSeq and is a predicted model, not a curated record. The coding region runs from base 1 to 936 and encodes 311 amino acids. NCBI's taxonomy places the organism in Eukaryota, Metazoa, Chordata, Actinopteri, Labriformes, Labridae. The transcript is spliced from 7 exons. Gene Ontology annotation, biological process: proteolysis. Gene Ontology annotation, molecular function: serine-type endopeptidase activity.
AUGGGUGACAUGGCACGUCUUCUGCUUUUGCUGUGGGCUGGUGUCUUAGUGAGCAGAGCUGUGGAUCUGCAGAAGAGAAUCAUUGGAGGUGGUAAUUGUAGAAAGGAUGACCGUGGCUACCAUGUGUUUGUAAAAGGAUACGAUGGGACUGAUGACUUCAUGUGUGGAGGCUCUCUGAUCAGUGAUCAGUGGAUUCUGACUGCAUCACACUGCUUGCAGGCGUUUGUAACUGUUUAUCUAGAUGUGCAUCCAGGUCAACUAGUUCUAAAGAAUGGAAUACCAAUCCAAUCCGUAACCCAAGUGAAGAUCUACAAUGACAGUAAUGGGUACCAUGAUAUCAUGCUGGUGAAGCUACCUAACCGCACUAACAUUCGACCCAUAAAACUUCCCAGCGACAGUGAAUGUCGUGCCAGUCGAAAAAAAGUGCAGAUUGCAGGAUAUGGAGCCACGACAAUGGGUCCUAAUAAUGAAAGAGGAAAUGAUACACCAACUACACUCCAGUGUGCAGACAUCCCAGUUGUCAACUGUGCAGGCUUAAAUACCCAUAUGCAAAACAAAUAUCCAGCGGUCUAUCAGAACAAGCUCUAUCAACACUGGUUCUGUGGUCACUCCAGUACAACAUGUACAUCUGGAGGUGACUCCGGUGGAGGAGUGGUGCACAACUGCAGGAUUUACGGAGUCAUUUCCUUCCAUGGUAACCACACACAUGCCUGUGUUGAACCAGCUGGAUUUAUGGAUGUCUGCAACCCUGACUACAAGAAAUGGAUCAAAGAUACUUGCAAUAACAUCAAGAAACUAGGUGUUUCUGUUGGUCUGGUGAUGAUCCACAUGCAGAUCAAGAAUCCUAAGCCUAGGCUGAAAGGUGUGCGAGGGCGGAUAUCAAAAUUCAGAGGAGGAAAUGAUCAGUUAGCAGAAGGGGGUGUAGUGACAGAGUGA